UGCCCUGAUUGGUCAAUGCGCUGCUUGCGUACUGACGUCAUAUUCAUACAGACAGAACGUCAAGAUGGGGACUCGUUUGAAGGUUCUCAGGGUGUUUAAAACCCUGCACAGGACGAGGAGGGAGGUCUUCAAGGAUGACGCCAGAGCCCUCACAGCUGCCAGGUCAAAGAUCAACGAGGAGUUCCGCAAAAACAAAGACGAGACGUCUGAGGAAAACAUCCAGAAGAUGAUCAAAAUGGGCUCAGAUGUGGAAAUUGUUCUUCGAGAAACUGUCUUGCAAAUGGAACACGUCGGAGACCAAACACUUGUGCUUCGACCCAGAGAAAGCCUCCUGUUAGAAAAUGUACCUUAUUGUGACCAGCCCAGGAAAAAGUCAUGACAGAUCAUUUGGCAUCGUGUCCGUCAGGAAAGAGACUUUCUACAACCGACUAUCUUCAUUUCAGUAUAAAGCAGCAUUUCAUGUUGUUAAUCAUUUCCUGGAGGGGAAAAAAAGAAAUUCUAUCAGUCAUCACCCCUUGAAAAGAGGACCGCCUGUGAUUCACUGAAAAACUUCCUCCUGCUUCAUAUGCCACUCGGAUGACGUGAUCACAUGUGGUCAUUGAUUUCAAAUGGUUUUCUGCAUAGUACGUCUGGAUCUUGUGAUUCGUGUAUAAAAUAUUAAACUGUUGUUUGUGUUACCAGAAAUGUUCUUUCAUUAUUUAGGAUGACCAAAGGAUUAUUCUGACAGUGUUUUAUAUUUAAUGCAUACAUUUUUUUCAGCCAAGCAGCCUGAAAAGGUUUAUCAAACUGAUCACUGGCUUAUGACUGAGCUUUUACACAAAAUGAAUGACAACAUCACAAAAAAGCACAGAUUUAACAUUAAUUUGGUUGUUUGUGAUUUGCUAUCUAAAACAAAGUUGAAGACAAUAGAAAAAAGUUAAAUACUUUUAGAAACUAAUACACUUUCUCUGAUUUCUGGCAAUAUUGUUGUGGUUAGAGAGAUCUUGAACACUUUGGGUGGACACUGAAUAAAAGAGGAAUAGUAAAAUAAUGACUAACGACAAGAAAAGAAAAAAGGUUUCUUACUUUAAAAAGGAAUUUUUUCAUUUCCACUGUCACUUAUGCUUGCUUGUGUAGAACUGUUUGUCUAUAAAAGUGCCUAGAAAAGACUGUUUUGUACUUGGCACUAUAUAAAUA
Messenger RNA from Salarias fasciatus (jewelled blenny), 1176 nucleotides. It is a transcript of the gene lyrm7, whose product is annotated as LYR motif containing 7. Lineage: Eukaryota; Metazoa; Chordata; Actinopteri; Blenniiformes; Blenniidae. The record is from RefSeq and is a predicted model, not a curated record. Bases 65 to 379 code for a protein of 104 amino acids. Gene Ontology annotation, cellular component: mitochondrial matrix. Gene Ontology annotation, biological process: mitochondrial respiratory chain complex III assembly. The transcript has 5 exons. Gene Ontology annotation, molecular function: protein folding chaperone.